Lycium barbarum (goji berry) is the source of this 612-nucleotide messenger RNA. RefSeq names its product aspartyl protease AED1-like. Gene Ontology annotation, biological process: proteolysis. The record is from RefSeq and is a predicted model, not a curated record. The transcript has 3 exons. The coding region runs from base 1 to 612 and encodes 203 amino acids. NCBI's taxonomy places the organism in Eukaryota, Viridiplantae, Streptophyta, Magnoliopsida, Solanales, Solanaceae. Gene Ontology annotation, molecular function: aspartic-type endopeptidase activity.
AUGGUUAUAGUCACUUCUGGAUUUAUGGCUUAUGAAACAAUAACAUUUAGUUCAAUCCAAGAUUAUGCAAGAAUAAUAUUUGGUUGUGGAAAAGAUCAAAUGAGAGGGCUUAGGAAAUUCACUAGAAAAUUCAGUGGAAUUGCUGGUCUAUAUACAAAUGGAUUUGAGAAAUAUUCAUUACCGUCACAACUUGUUGCUAAUUUAUUCUCUUUAUGCAUUCCUAGUACAACUUCAGGGAAACCAUCUACACUUAACUUCUACAAAACCCCAUGGACAACAGGUAUAAGGGCAACCCUGAUGAGGAACAACAGAUUUCCUCCAUUUUACUACAUACGAGACUUGGAGAAAAUUACGAUCAACAAUAAGGAAGUUCCUAUUGAUCCUUCUCAUUUUAAUUUGGGUGAAGAUGAAUAUAGUGGUGUGUUUGUUGAUACAGGAACCUCUAUUACCCAAUUUCCUCUUGAUGCUUAUGUCCAAUUUAGGUCCAUUUUUAGGUCAGAAGUUAAAGAUAAGCCAUUGGCUCCAAACCCACCAGGUUUAUUUGACACAUGUUAUUGGGCUGGUAAAAAUGUUAAUUGGGCCAAUUUUCCAGUUGUAAGUGUAUUUCCCUAA